AUGUUACUUUACCGCAGGGAAACACGAGAUUUUCUACAAUUUCUACGUGAUAUUCAAUAUGACCAUAGACAACUACCUGUAAAUUACAAUGGAGAAACGGUUGACAUUCAUGUUUCAGUUGUUGUGAGUAAUAUUCGAGCAGUUUCAGAAGUAACCAUGGAUUAUAGCUUGGAAUUAUUCUAUCGAGAAUCAUGGUUUGACAAACGUUUAGCUUACAACAGAACAAAUUUUCAAAACAAAUCAGAAUUAGCACUUCAUGAAAGUUAUACCAACUUUCUUUGGCAUCCGGAUACUUUCAUGCCCAAUGCAAUUGCAUCUAAAAAUCCACAAAAGCAUUCAAUCACUCACAGAUCUUUAUUAAGAUUGCAAGAGCAUGGUAGCAUCUUGUACAGCAGACGUUUGUCGGUUGUUGCUGAAUGCCCAAUGGAUCUUACUUUAUUCCCAUUUGAUUCACAAAUUUGUAAACUUGGCAUUGAAAGUUAUGGUUACACAUCAGAUCAAGUGCGAUAUAAAUGGUCAAACGGAUCAAAAAGAGCUCUAAAAUUACACAAAAUACGGUUACCUGAUUUUCAAAUUAGAGAAGCUUAUGUAACGAGCCAAAUGGAAACCUAUGCCACCGGUAAUUACAGUCGGUUGUAUAUAUGUUUUAUAUUUAACCGAGCAGCUGGUUUUUGCUUCUUACAACUUAUUAUUCCUUCCACAGCCAUAGUCAUCACAUCUUGGGUUUCACUUUGGAUGGAAAAUGAAACUUCAUUUCAGGAUAUGAUUUCGAUAAUUCUCACGAUAACGUUUUUGUUAUUUUCAUACAACGAAGUUAUGCCACGGGUUAGUUAUAUCAAAGCUAUGGAUGUUUACUUAGGUGUAUGCUUUUGUAUUGUAUUCUUUUCACUUAUUAAACUUGCUGUCGUAAAAUAUAUGCGACAACGUUUGCGCAUUUCAAGGUUUUGGAAAAUGAAAAAUUCCUCACUACAAUUCACACCUCAAUUCAUGCACAGAUUUCAUUGGAUAUCACAGAUGUUGUUCUUGUUCGGUUUCCUCGCCUUUUGCUUAUUUUAUUUUUUGGUUUAUCCAAAUAUUCAUCGGAUAACUUUUGACCCAGCAUGUGAAUUACAUCGGGCUGAAUAUUAUGCUACGAUAUCAUAG
Molecule: messenger RNA, 1143 nt
Organism: Thelazia callipaeda (thelaziosis nematode)
Lineage: Eukaryota; Metazoa; Nematoda; Chromadorea; Rhabditida; Thelaziidae
Source: the annotation of a GenBank genome assembly